This is a messenger RNA of Copidosoma floridanum, 1004 nucleotides long. Its product is annotated as von Hippel-Lindau disease tumor suppressor. The record is from RefSeq and is a predicted model, not a curated record. NCBI's taxonomy places the organism in Eukaryota, Metazoa, Arthropoda, Insecta, Hymenoptera, Encyrtidae.
CAGUGCAAGUAUUCUGCUAUUUUGAUUUUAGUGUUGCGUGUUCGUCCGCAACAAACAAAAAACAACACAACGAAGAGUUAUUUAAUUGGCGUGUGUAUUAAAAACAAACAAGUGAGUGCAAUAGCGACUAUGGUGAUUUAUCCCAGUGAAGUACAUGCUCCAGUGGACGGAGUCAGCGCUGUCAGUGCGAGGAUUUGACGGGUCCAGCGAUUAAGUCAAGCUACGCGGCGUAUCGGCUACUGGGUGGCGAUUGCGAAGCCUGGCGUGUGCACGAUUGGGAAACAAACGCUAAAAAAAAAAAAAAAAAAAAAAAUCCGCGAGGCGAGGUAGCAAUACCAAAAAAACGCGAGUUUGACAGAGAUAAUACACACCGAGACACUUGGCGGGGAAAGCUCGCACGGAUGUCAAGGACGAGAUGACGAAUCGAAACGAGCAGCAGAGACAGCAGGAGCUGCGCUCGAUCCACAACCGGGACAGCUCGUUCGUCAAGUUCUUCAACACGAGUCCGCACGACGUCGAGAUAUACUGGAUCGAUUACAAUGGCAAGCCGGUGUUCUACCAGACCCUCGGCCACCAGGACUACAUAGACAUCAACACCUUCGUCACCCAUCCGUGGAUCUUUGUCGAGAAGGAGACCAAAGAUAGAUACUUGGCGAACGGCAGCAGUGUCUACUUUCCGAGGUCGUGGCGCGAGAAUUACCGAGGCAGGCCCUUGAACGUGUCGGAGCUGCCGGCGCGGGUGGAGCGCGUGGUGGUCCGGAUCUCGCUGCCGAUGCACACGCUGCGCGACAUUUGCCUCAGAGCCAUAAAGCGGCGCAUAAAGGACGACCGGAGCGUCUACGAUCUCGAGUUGCCGCGUACACUACAGUUCGAGCUGUACUACCUGCGGCCGCGGAAAACCGGACUCACUCGCAGACAGAUGCAGGAGAUGCUCGACGAGGCUCGAGGGACCGGGAGCGCAAACGGGGAGGAGGGUAGGAACAAUUAGUCAGGUUUUUUUUUUU